AUCAGUCACAUGAUCUCAUCCAAAUCCAAGAUGGCGACCAAAAUGGCGGCUUUUAUGUGCCAAAAUUGCAAUCUGUUGUGGCGGUCAUUUUCGCUUCAAAAUCUUCCUUAUAGACUCAUUUUUGGAAGAAUGAUGACGCAAAGGAAGUUAUGCAGCAGUGCAACAGAGUCUAAGAAAGCAACAGAAACAGAUGAAUCAAAGCUUGAUCCGCCAGCUCAUGUGCUACAGACUAAAGGAAUGGGAACACCAGUUAUGGAAGAACACACACCAGUCCAUCCUGAAGUGGCAGAGAUUUUAAGAAACUCAAGAGGUCGAUUGGUGGAUGGAAAGUGGAUAAAACCUCUGUACAAUGCCAGAAAAUUAGCGAAAUUAAGAAAUGAAUACAUAGCCAAAGGUUACUACUGGCCACAGAAGCCAAUGGCUGAUAGAGGCCUUGACAGAACUCCAAAAGGACACAAGCGUGUUAUGCUGCAGGAAGAGAGACGUAAAAAAAUUGCGGAGAACAUGGCGAAGAUGCCGCAAAUCAUCGAGGAGUAUAAAACAAGGAUGCGAGAAAUCAGGGCUAAAAGAAGAGAGGAAAAAGAAAAGUCGAGACUUCAGGCAAUUCAAGCUCAGAGGCUGGGGUAUGACAUCAGAGAUCCGCGAGCUCUGCUGGCAAUACAGGGAGAAGCUACAGACGAUAAGAAGAGAAAGAAGGAGAAGGCAAAAAAAUAGAAAACGAGGACGUAGAGUCUCGCUACAGCUGGUACCGGUUUACUACCCACACGCAAAUGAGGAGAGAUCUUUCCUGAAAGGUUCAAGUACUCUUUCAUUCUCUUCAGUAUCAAUUCAAUAAACAAAGGUGCACGCAGUUCUUCCAACGCUGUAGUUAGAAGCUUGCGCUACAGGCGUGAAUGGUGAAGGGGUAAAAAAAGUGAAAAACGCUCCUCCCCCUCGUCCCCGUUUUUCGUUUUCUACGCAGGCUACCGUUAAUAGGAACGUCUGAGACUGGACCCGAAAAAAUUCCAUACCGAUGCCCUACUCUGUUCAGUGUCUCUAAUCUGUUCAGUGUCUCUGAUUGGUUGUUACUUGCGCGCGAAAAUUCAAAACUGCGCAUCAACCAAUCAGUGACACUACACGGAUUUCUACAUAGCUACGUCAUCAGCAAGGAAGCUUCGAUACUCUUAUCAGAGAGGGAAGAAAUCCCAGACCGUCAUUGAGUUUUGACUCGAAAAUGUAUAAAUAUUGUAAGAAAUAUGCGCCCCCAAUUAAAUAAAGAAAAGUUACAACAGUAGCUAUGUUGCCACACUGAACAAUAAAAUUAAUUCUCAAACUUGGCUGAUUCAGAACGAUUCAAGCGGCAAACGUGAGCCUUACUUUCCAACUUUUUCCCCGCGUCGUCCUUAAUCCGCCCGCAGGCUAGUGUAUUGUCAUCAUUAUGUGCUGUCACGGUUUUACAAAAUUGAAUAAGUGUUUUGAUUCCA
Orbicella faveolata is the source of this 1463-nucleotide messenger RNA. RefSeq lists its product as uncharacterized. The record is from RefSeq and is a predicted model, not a curated record. Gene Ontology annotation, cellular component: nucleus; mitochondrion. Lineage: Eukaryota; Metazoa; Cnidaria; Anthozoa; Scleractinia; Merulinidae.